Molecule: messenger RNA, 2986 nt
Organism: Abrus precatorius (Indian licorice)
Lineage: Eukaryota; Viridiplantae; Streptophyta; Magnoliopsida; Fabales; Fabaceae
Product: probable acyl-activating enzyme 17, peroxisomal
Exons: 15
Coding region: 111-2294 (727 amino acids)
Source: RefSeq, a predicted model, not a curated record
GUUGCCAUGCUGUCCUAGCUGGUGCGGAUAAGUCCGAAGAUAACCACUAGAAUCUAGAAUGAAGUGAGUUGUGCACCUUUUAGUGUUGGAUACUGUAACAUAUUGUUAUUAUGGCUUACAAAUCGCUAGGCUCCAUCACUGUGUCCGAUAUUGAAUCCCAUGGAAUUACAAGAGAAUCUGCUGCCACUCUCCACGAACGUCUCAAAGAAAUCAUUGGAGUCCAUGGAGCAGGCACCCCUGCCACGUGGCAGCACAUCAGCAGCAGCAUCCUCAACCCUGAACUCCCCUUCUCCUUCCAUCAAAUGUUGUACUAUGGUUGCUACAACGAUCACGGUCCCGACCCACCCGCUUGGAUACCCGACCCGGAAAGUGCUACUCUGACAAAUGUUGGGCAGUUACUAGAGAGGAGGGGUAAAGAGUUCCUCGGUUCGGCAUAUAAGGAUCCGAUUACAAGCUUUGAUGAUUUCCAGAAAUUUUCAGUCUCAAACCCUGAGGUAUAUUGGAAAACUGUGCUGGAUGAAAUGAACAUAUCAUUUUCCAAACCACCUGAGUGCAUCUUAUGUGAUAGCCUCCCAGGGGAAGAAGGCCUGUUAUCACACCCAAGUGGUCAGUGGCUUCAUGGAGCAUCUAUUAAUCCAGCACAGAAUUGCUUAAAUGUAAAUGGCAAAAGAAGUUUGAAUGAUACAGUAAUGAUAUGGCGUGAUGAACAACAUGGUGAUCUUUCUCUGCAAAGGAUGACACUGAAGGAAUUGCGUGAAGAAGUUUGGUUAGUUGCGUAUGCUGUCAAAUCUCUGGAUCUGGAGAAAGGAUCUGCAAUUGCAAUUGAUAUGCCAAUGCAUUUCAAUUCGGUGGUUAUCUACCUAGCUAUCAUUCUUGCAGGUUAUGUUGUUGUAUCGAUUGCUGAUAGUUUUGCAGCAAGUGAAAUAUCAACCAGGCUAAAAAUAUCAAAAGCAAAAUCCAUAUUUACUCAGGAUCUUAUUAUUCGUGGUGAAAAAAGCCUCCCCCUGUACAGUAGAAUUGUGGAUGCACAGUCACCUAUGGCAAUUGUUAUUCCUACCAGAGUAUCUGAGUUUAGCAUGAAACUGCGUGAUGGUGACCUUGCUUGGCAUGACUUCUUGGAGAGGGCCAACAGUCUGAAAGGCAAGGAAUUCAUAGCUACAGAACAACCAGUAGAAACAUAUACAAAUAUUCUCUUUUCUUCUGGAACAACAGGUGAUCCAAAGGCAAUUCCAUGGACCAAUAUUACUCCUUUAAAAGCUGCUGCAGAUGCAUGGUGCCACAUGGACAUUCGUAAAGGUGAUGUAGUUUCCUGGCCCACUAAUCUUGGAUGGAUGAUGGGACCAUGGCUAGUAUAUGCAUCAUUGCUAAAUGGAGCUUCAAUUGCUUUGUAUAAUGGAUCCCCUCUUGGUUCUGGCUUUGCUAGGUUUGUACAGGAUGCUAAAGUAACAAUGCUGGGUGUUAUUCCAAGUAUUGUACGGAGUUGGAGAAGUGCAAAUUCCACAUCUGGCUUUGAUUGGUCUGCUAUCCGUUGCUUUGGCUCCACUGGUGAAGCAUCUAAUGUAGAUGAAUACCUUUGGCUGAUGAGCAGAGCUCACUACAAGCCUAUCAUUGAAUAUUGUGGUGGUACAGAGAUUGGGGGUGGCUUUGUUUGUGGAUCACUGCUACAGGCUCAGUCUUUAGCUGCUUUUAGCACACCGGCUAUGUGCAGCAGUUUGUUUAUUCUUGGUGAUGAUGGCCAUCCUAUUCCACAAAAUGUUCCAGGAAUAGGUGAAUUGGCUCUUGGUCCCCUCAUGCUUGGAGCAUCAAAUACACUGCUUAAUUCUGACCAUUAUGGUGUCUAUUUCAAGGGAAUGCCUCUCUGGAAUGGAAAGGUUUUGCGGAGGCAUGGAGAUGUAUUUGAGCGUACUGCUAAAGGAUACUAUCAUGCACAUGGUCGUGCAGAUGAUACAAUGAACCUUGGGGGAAUCAAGGUGAGUUCAGUUGAGAUUGAACGAAUAUGCAAUGGAGCAGAUAGCAAUAUACUGGAAACCGCUGCAAUAGGGGUACCACCUUCUGGAGGUGGACCUGAGUUGUUGACUAUAGCUGUUGUAUUCAAGAAUUCAAAUAGCACAAAGGAAGAUUUGAACCGAUUGAGGACGUCUUUUAAUUCAGCUAUACAAAAGAAACUAAAUCCACUGUUCAGGGUUUCUCAAGUAGUACCUCUGCCAUCUCUUCCAAGGACAGCAUCAAACAAGGUUAUGAGAAGGGUUUUGCGGCAGCAGCUUAGUGAACAUAACCAAAGUUCUAAAAUAUAAGUUACGUCAUUAAAAUAUUGAAGAAUGGAUAUCCAAGAGUCGGGAUAGUACACAAUUACAAGAAUAUUAUUCUUCUUGGUACUAGAAAAAUAAAAUUUUCUGAUAAUAAUAAUAAUAAUAAUAAUUAUACUCUGAUUACAUGGAUGGUAAUAUAAAUAAUUCUUAUUUAUAUCAAUGUUUUUAAACUAAUUGUUAUAUUAAUGAUGACAUUCUAUGGUGGUUCUCAUGAAAGAUUAAAAAAAGUGAUUUUGGGCGAAACAGGCGGACGAAUGCUGAAAGACGAGAUUGCUCAUCUUGUAUUAAAAUGCAAGUGAUUUUCAAACCUUUGUUUGAAGAAAGUCUGUGUUCGUGAAAAAGAGAGAUGGUUGGCAUCUCCCUGACAGGGACGGGAAUAGCCUAAGGCUUUGUUGUUAACACAUCCUGUUAAUGCUAACUAUCCCUCGAAGGUGGAUCUCUAUAACCCAAUUUUAAAUAAUAAUAAUCCUGUUUUUUCAAACACCAGUGAGACAAUUGAAUAAUAAUGUCAUGAAAAUGGGGAUCAGAGAUAAUUAGUGUACUAUAAAAAGGUUAGUUGAGGGGUGAAAUGAAUGAUUGAACUUCAUCCCUAAAAGCUAUGCUUUAUUAUUAUUAUUAUUAUUAUUAUUUCUACAUGGAAUCUUAUAUAUUAUUUAAUGUGUCAAGUCAUUUAGUCG